CUCCGCUCCCGGAGAGCCAGAACACCGGGCGGCGGAGGGGGUGCAGGGGGCGCGCAGGGGUGCGCCCAUACAGCCGGGUACACCGUACACUACUGCUUUACGUAGGUAGGGUCGUGGAACCGGGCGCUCUCUUCCAUCCUCCGAUGGGAUUUGUCUCCUCUUCCCGCAUCUUCAACCCUGACAGGUAAAGUCCCUUCGAGAAAAACACAGGUGACGUUUCCGCCGCAGCUGAGGGAAGUUUUGAAGACAAGCCUGAGGCUGUGCGAGUCGCGCCCGGACAAAACAAAAAAGACCGGAAAGCCCAGGUUGGCCCCAGCGGCCCUGAAUUUUCCGGGGCCGGAAGUUCCCCGCGUGGCUAUGGCUACAGGCGCCGACGCUCCCGGCUCUGUUGGCGGCGUUCCGUUCCCAUGGCAACCCCAUUGUCUUCCGAGGCGGAACCUGGGCUGCUGGCGCGCCGCAGGCGGACCUCUCAGGGUCUCGCUUCCGCCAGGCACCUUUGCGGCUCCCUGAACGAGGUCCGUCGAGGCCAGGACGCUGACGCCCCUGGAGGAAGCUGAGCUCGCCGGCUGAGGGAGACGGGAAGGAAGAAGAUGCAAGCCAGCCCCAUCCGCAUUCCAACCGUCAGCAAUGACACUGACUGGGACUUCUGCUUCCACUUGUCACAGCAAGCCAAGAAGCCAGCAUACCAGCAAAGAGAUGAACUGUAUUCAUCUAGCGGGUCUGGAGAGAGUGAAGAAGAUACUAAGGCCACGGAGGAGAUGGCCGUAGGCUGCAUGUCUCUUCCUGAAGACAAAUUGGCCCAAUCCCAGAAGAAAAUAGCUCAGCUGAUUAAGAAAAAAAUGAAUAUCCAAGCAAACAAGGAGCUGAUUCGCUGUGUCAUCCUUUCUCGGAUUAUUUUUGGGGAAGAACACUGGAAAUGUGCACAGGCUCUGGCCAGCCUGGCUUAUGGCUACCUGACACUGAGAGGCCUCCCAGCUCAGGCCAAGAAACAUGCUGAAUCUGCCAGGAGCACGCUGCUGACCUGGAAGGAAAAGACGACCUCAAACACGGAGAAAAAGGAAAUCAUGGAAGCUCUGGUCAUUCUGUACUACACCGUAGGGGUGGCCUGGCUCCUACAGAACCAUGGCAGAGAGGCUUAUUUCAACCUGCAGAAGGCAGAGAGAAACAUGAAGGAGCUGAAAGAAUUAUGUGAGGGAAGUGUUCACAGAUUACAAGUCUCAGAGAAAGACCUGACAAUUGCUUUGGGCAGAGCCUCCUUGGCCGUCCACAGAUUGAACCUUGCUCUGGCAUACUUUGAAAAGGCAAUCGGCAAUGUUAUUGCUGCUAGGGGUGAUAGGACAUCAGAUCUGGUCAGUCUGUACGAGGAGAUCGCGCAGAUCGAGCAGCUGAGGAGGAACCAUGAUCGGGCCAUCCAGUACUUGCAGCAGGCCUAUUCUAUCUGUGUUUCUUUGUUCACUGAAGCCAGCCCCCAAACUGCAGAGGCAAGUGCAUUACUAGCCAAGGCUCAUGCCCUGUCUGGAGAGGCCCAACACAGGGAUGCUGUGGAGAUAUAUUUUAUAAAAAGUAUCAGUGCAUAUCAAGCAACAUUGGGCCCAACGGAUUAUGAAACACUGACAACCAUUGAAGAAUUUUGCAAAUGGCUUGUCCAAAAUGGAGAAAAACAGGAAGCUUACAGACUGCUAAAGGCCUCACUGAAGUCUCAGGUCAUCAGCUAUGGUGAUUGUAGUGAAAAAGUGGCUGAAACUUUUUACAACAUGGGCAGGAUCUGCUUUGCCAAAGGAGACCUCAGAAAGGCGAUUCAGCUGCUAAGGAAGUGUCUGAUGAUUCAAAUCCUUUUAUAUGGAAGAGAGCACAGUAAAAGCAGAGACACAAAAGACCUCCUUACCCUAAUGCAGAGGGCAAGUAGCCAUUCAUCCAGGUGGAGAAGAGAAACCAUUCCAGGACGAAGGCACUGUAUAUGCAAAGGCACUGAGGCAUGACAGAGGAGAGUGUAUCAAAGCAAUGGUCUUCUGUUAUCAGUAAAGAGAAAACCUCUAUACUGGAUAGCCAACAAUAAAGCCAACCUUGUUGAUAACAAAAAUUCUGGAUCACAAGAUAUAUUUAUCAACACUGAUAACAAUGGCAGAUCAAAAGCAGAACUAAGAACUCUAAGGGGGGGAAAAAGUCUACUUAGCAGCAGCAUUACAGUUCUGGUUUUUAAAGAAGAUUCUGCAACACCUAAGUAGUUUAUUAGUGACCAUUUUAAUAUACUGUUUGGAAAUACUUUUAGUUGUAACUUGUUUCAGGUCACUAAAACUGCCUUGUGAAGAAACGUUUGAUCUCCUGAAAACAUUUGCCCUGGUCUCACGCCAUAUUAGAGUCAGAGAGGGCUUUGAUUCUUAUAAAUGAAGAAACUAGGGACAAGAGAGAUGGAUUUGUUCAAGGUCAGCUGGGUGAUUAUAAAGCUGACUUCCUGAGUCACAGAUGAUUACUUUCCACCCCACUAUGCUGCCCCCAACCCCAAACUGGAUUAAAAAGGCUUGUUUUGUGGAAGGAAUCUUAACCAGGUUUGUUUAAAAAAAAAAAGCCCUUACCUCCUGAACAAAUGUGUGUCUAGGAAAAGAAAACAGCAAUCUCAAAUCUCAAAUAUUCCUUACUGUCUUCUUCACAUAUUCAGGGAGAAAAGAAAAAUCGGAUUCGUGUGAGUUUUACAAAAUAAAAAACUUACUUCUCUCUUCAUCAUUUCUGUUACCUGAGCUGAUUUAAUGCAGUUCAAAGACUGUGUCUUUAGGGAUCCAAGCGUCUUCUAACAUCUCCAUAUCACUUAGUGCUUAGGGAACUACAUUUUGGUUCUUCAUGCAAAAAAUUAUUUUUUUAUUUCAGUCAUUUGCUCAGUCUGUAAAACCUAAUGAUCAACCAGUAGCCAAGGUAUGGUGGUGAGUGGCGAGUCAUUGCCUGGUCUGUAGACUGGAAGGCUUCCUCCUGGCGGCUGUGUUCUGAAUGCUUUCAGCUCAGCUCUCAGGACCAAGGUCUCAGGUUGCAGGCCUGCCUGAAGGCAGCUAUAUCCCACUGACCUUUUCUGCAGUGCUUAUCAACUGGUCACCGGUCUGUCGUUGCUAAUUUUAGCCCUGUCUGGAGAUGGGCCUGCUGUCCUUACCCAGAAUAUUCUGCACUGACUAAAGCAGCCUCAGAAGAGUUGCUUCCAUUUUCACAUAUCCGGACGAAAAUGGAUUUUCGACAAUGACUGUGAUAAAAACCAAAGUACCAGCCAGACAGAAGUGGCCGUUUGGACUCUAUUUUGUGUGGCACUAAAAGUUUUAAAAAUGUUACUACUUUGGGAGACCCCAAAGUCUUAAGAUCUCCAGACUGACAAACCUGUAUCAAUAAAACAAUAGCAUAAAGUGUUAACAUUGUAAAAUAAAAUGUUACGGUGUGAUCUUGAUAUUGCAUCUGAAAUUAGUUUUAAAUAUUUAAAUAUAUCCAGUGUUUAUUGUCAGUGUAAGGUUACUAAUAGUCCAUUUUCUGAGAUUUUGAUGUUAAAAUGUUUAAUGAAAUGGUGGUGAUAAUGAAUGGUAGCUAUGGUUUUAACAUCCUUGUAUCUGAGAAAAUAGUAAGUUGUUACUUAUGUUGGUUCCAAAAGUUUUAAAAUUUUGGUAUUCUGUGAAAUCCUUGAGUUUAAGAAACCACCUUGGAAAUGUUUGACACAGUAAAACCUAAUGUAAAGUUA
Panthera uncia (snow leopard) is the source of this 3706-nucleotide messenger RNA. RefSeq names its product tetratricopeptide repeat domain 23 like (gene TTC23L). The record is from RefSeq and is a predicted model, not a curated record. Gene Ontology annotation, molecular function: protein binding. The transcript is spliced from 14 exons. NCBI's taxonomy places the organism in Eukaryota, Metazoa, Chordata, Mammalia, Carnivora, Felidae. The coding region runs from base 591 to 1979 and encodes 462 amino acids.